AAUAUGACGUUGAUCAGUUGUUCGACCUUUAUUGAACGUCAAAAUUUACACUUUCAAUAACAACUAACAAGACAGUCAGUAGUCAGUCAAAUCUCUUUGUUAAACAUAUUCCAUAAUCAUAUAAGUAAAAUAAGAGGAGUUUCCUAGUAACAUUUAAAUCAAGUGUCUAAAUUUGUGGAACUCAUGGAUCGAGUUAUCAUGGAAAGUCAAUCAAACGAUGAGAGCUGGGUAACUGAGAACAGUGAGAACACCUGUACCCAUACUACUUCAACUCCAUACUUCAUAGUACCAGAAGAACGCUUAAGAAGAAAGCUACAGUUUCACUUCAUGAAUCCUAUAGAAAAAUGGAAAGCUAAAAGAAGAUUUCCCUACAAGUUUAUGGUACAGCUGGUCAAAAUUUUUCUGGUAACUUUGCAACUAUCGUUAUAUUCUUAUUCAAGGUAUCAUUAUGUUAAUUACACAUUUGAUAACCGUGUAACAUUCUCCCAUCUAUUUCUGAAAGGCUGGGAUGCAACUAGAGAAAUCAAUACUUAUCCUCCUACAGCUGGACCUUUGGCUAUAUAUGUUAAAGAUGAUUUUUAUUCCACAAUAGAAUUUGCAGUUGAAGGUUACGCCAAUUUAAGUGAAGCAAUUGGGUCGUAUUCAUAUACCAACGAAGAUAAUUCAAGGCCUGAUAUGGUUUUUUGUUUAUAUAGUUAUAAAGAGGGGGAUAUUUUUGGUUUUAACGAAUCUUAUGUUUUCAAUUCAGAAAUUGUAGAAACUUGCAAAAAUUUAUCACAGAGUGGGUACAGCAAUUUCAAAGCCAACAAAUUUUUUGAGAAAAAUGAAAUUAAUUUUUCAGCUCUAGUUAGAGCAGAAUUGAAAUUUUCACUGAAAACUGUCAACUUCAAAUCAGCAGGUAGAAUUUCACCUCCUAAUUGUUACCAGUUCGACAUAGUUAUCUUAUUUGAUAAUGAAGACCACGAUGGACAACUGGUGGUUACUCUUGAUGCGGAACCAACCAGAUUAAAAUGUAAAGGUGAUGUUGAAUAUGUUAUAGGAAAUGAAAUAAGCUCGAUAUUACGUAGUUUGCUUAAUUAUUUUGUCAUUUUUAUCUGUUUUGCUUCUCUACUUCUUUGUGCUAGAGCUCUCUGGAGAGCCAUACAGUUGCGACAAAUAACAGAAAAUUUUUUCAUUUCCACUUUCAAUAAACCCCUGAGUAGCAACGAUAGAGGUAAAUUUGUGAAUUGGUGGUAUUUAAUGAUAAUUGUGAAUGACGUUUUAAUUAUUGUUGGUUCCUCUAUUCAACAACAAAUUGAGAGUGAUGAAUUUAGCUCAGAUCAGUGGAAUGUUUGCAGUGUUUUCUUGGGUUCAGGAAAUUUAUUGGUUUGGUUUGGGGUAUUGAGAUAUUUGGGAUUCUUCAAAACAUACAAUGUCGUCAUUUUAACUUUACAAAAAGCUGCCCCUCAAGUAGCAAGGUUUUUAAUAUGUGCUAUUCUUAUAUAUGCUGGAUUUCUAUUUUGUGGAUGGCUAGUAUUAGGACCUUAUCAUCUGAAGUUCAAAUCAUUAUCUACAACUUCAGAAUGUUUAUUUGCUUUAAUUAAUGGGGAUGAUAUGUUCGCAACUUUCUCUGUGUUGAGUACAAAAUCAAGCUUAUUAUGGUGGUUUUCCAGAAUUUAUCUUUACACAUUUAUCUCUUUGUAUAUUUAUAUUAUACUCAGUUUAUUUAUUUCUGUUAUCAUGGAUGCUUAUGAAACAAUCAAACAAUAUUAUGAAGAAGGUUUUCCUAAGAGUGAUUUACAAAUUUUUAUUGGGGAAACUAAUUUAGACGAUCUAUCAAGUGGUCUCUAUAGAACAGGAUCUACAGAGAGCUUAGGGGGUUUAGUAAAAGAUUUCUUCUGUUGUUUUAAAAGCACAAAGAACUAUACAUCAAUUCCAUCUCCUGAAAAUAGUUGAUCUAUUUAAUUAUAACUAUAUUGAGAUUUGUUCUACUGAGAACCAAAGAGAGAUUAAAUAAACCGCCAUGUUUUGUUUUUAUUUGUAAGUGUAUUUUAUGCAUUGAAGUGAUUUUUACCAUAUAAAUUUUGUCUCAGGUAUAAUAAGAAGUUAUAAAAGAAGAGGUUUAAAUAAUGAAUUAAUCAAUUGAAUGUGUUUUUUAUGCAAUUUUAUCCUUAUUUUGUAGUAAUUUUGUAUAUAAUCAAUAGAACGAUUCAAUUGUUAAUGAUCUAUAUAGGCUACAGAAAAAAUUCAGUGAAGUCCAGUAAACAUCAAAGUCUCAAAAACUACUUUUGAUAGAAAAUGCUUUAUUUUGAGAUUUUAUGCAUCUGAUUUUAUAUUUUCGAUAACUUUCUUAUCACAUAUUUGGUUUCCUCUGAGACUUAUAAUUUCUUGAAAUAACUGAUUUUUUAAGGUGUAUAUUUUUCCUAACUAUCAUCAUUCUGGAUCAAUAAGGCUGAAUAAGUACAAAUUGUACAGUGAUUGAGUAAUUAAUUGAUGUUGAGGAUAUUAGGUUUAGUCAUAUCUUCAGUUAUUCUUCCAUUGUGAAUCUAUACACUAGACUACUCUUACCAAAUUAUUAUUUUUGAAUUGAUUUAUAGUUAAGUGAAUAUUUUUUUGUUGGAUGCUAUGCACUAGUUGAGUUACCCACAUAUAUUUCAUGUUGAUUUUGUUUAAAAACUGAUAUAUCCUUUCAUUAUAGUACAGACAAAGUAAAGUACAUUAUGUAAAUUGAUGUAUAUAUUAGUUUAUAAUAAUUAAUAAAUAUUUAUAACAAAAAACUAA
This is a messenger RNA of Harmonia axyridis, 2760 nucleotides long. Its product is annotated as mucolipin-3-like. The transcript is spliced from 2 exons. Lineage: Eukaryota; Metazoa; Arthropoda; Insecta; Coleoptera; Coccinellidae. Gene Ontology annotation, cellular component: plasma membrane; lysosomal membrane. Gene Ontology annotation, molecular function: NAADP-sensitive calcium-release channel activity. The record is from RefSeq and is a predicted model, not a curated record. The coding region runs from base 184 to 1935 and encodes 583 amino acids.